This is a messenger RNA of Polistes dominula (European paper wasp), 2405 nucleotides long. It is a transcript of the gene MFS9, whose product is annotated as major facilitator superfamily transporter 9. Gene Ontology annotation, biological process: transmembrane transport; monoatomic anion transport. The record is from RefSeq and is a predicted model, not a curated record. Gene Ontology annotation, cellular component: membrane. Gene Ontology annotation, molecular function: transmembrane transporter activity. NCBI's taxonomy places the organism in Eukaryota, Metazoa, Arthropoda, Insecta, Hymenoptera, Vespidae.
UUCGGUGAAAGACCGAAUAUUUGGGUUUAUUUUUAUACAUUAAUAUUUCGGUUUUACAUCAAGCGAUCAUGUGAAUUUUGACAUUUUCCAAUUUCGGUCUUUUACAGUAACAUAUAUGAAUAAGAAAAUGAAAGCAAACCAAACAAUAAGUACGAUUUAGUUUUCUUUUUAUUUCUCUCUCUUUCUUUCUUUUAUUUUUUAUUUUUUUGCAUAUCGUUUUCGCUGCACAAUUUACGAUUCCAGGUGCGUUGUAAAAAGAAAUAUAUAGCCAAUUGUGUGUUGCAUAUAUACAUUUUUUUUUUAAACUUACUCAUUUAUCGUAACAAAUACGUAAGAAUAUAUGAAAACGUCACUUUGAAAAUUGUUCGCGACACGUGCAUAAAUGCUAUUGUUAUUUUAAUACAGGUGUAGUGAAUAUUUAAGAUAAACAAGAGCAAAAUGUCACACAAAAGGAUUUCUAUGGAUACUAGUGUCCUUGAAAAAUUGAUUACAACGAGUUCUGAUGAGGAUACAAUGGAAGUAAAAAAUACGAGCGCAGAUACAACGAAAAGUGAAGGAUACGGAGAUGUCAAAUACAAAAAUGAUAUCAAAGAAUCAUCGUGGAAAUUUUGGAAGAAGAGAAGAUACGUUGUGGCAAUUUUAGCAUUUUUAGGAUUUUUCACUUCAUAUAUACUUCGUGUUAAUUUAAGUGUAGCCAUAGUUGCGAUGACCGAAGAUAAAAUCGAUGAGAAUGGAAAUAUUUAUCGGAAAAGAGAAUUUGAUUGGGAUUCGAAAACGAAAGGACUUGUUUUGAGUUCAUUUUUUUAUGGAUAUAUAAGUACCCAAUUAUUUGGUGGAUGGUUGGGUGCCAGAAUUGGAGGUAAAAGAGUGUUUGGAAUUGGUAUUGCAGCAACAGCAUUUUUUACGAUUAUUACACCUCCUCUUGUCAGAAUAAGUGUAUAUAUUCUAGUUGCUUUACGUAUUGUUGAAGGAAUUUGUGAGGGUGUUACAUACCCCUGUAUACAUGCAAUUUGGGCUCAUUGGGCACCCCCAUUAGAAAGAUCAAAAUUAGCAACCCUUGCAUUCUCUGGUAGUUUCUUAGGAACCGUUUUUGCUAUGCCUAUUUCUGGGAUAAUGGCUGAACAUUUCGGUUGGCCUUCAGUUUUUUAUGUAUUUGGUGUAGUAGGAAUUAUUUGGUUCAUUGCAUGGUGGAUCUUUGUCAAAGAUCAUCCUGAAGAUGAUCCUCGUAUAUCUGAAGCCGAACUGCAAUAUAUUCAAAGUAGUAUCGGUGUAACUACGAACAAAAUAAAAAUAAAACAUCCAUGGAAAGCUAUGUUGACUUCUCCACCUGUUUGGGCUAUUGUUGCUGCUCACUUCAGUGAAAAUUGGGGAUUUUAUACCAUGUUGACACAAUUACCAACAUUUAUGAAAGACGUGCUCAAAUCUGAAUUGGAAGCAACUGGUUUUAUGUCUGCUCUUCCAUAUUUGGCGAUGACCUUAGUUGUUCAGUUUUCCGGUCAACUGGCUGAUUAUUUAAGAACAAAGAAAAUCUUAACGACCACUCAGGUUCGUAAACUAUUUAAUUGCGGUGCAUUUAUCUUUCAAACGAUCUUCAUGACCAGCGCCGCUUUUGUCUCGACUAAAGUCACAGUUGUUAUCUGUAUUACCAUAGCGGUUGGCCUUGGUGGCUUUGCUUGGUCUGGUUUUGGUGUCAAUCAUUUGGAUAUUGCACCAAAACAUGCCAGUGUUUUAAUGGGAAUAGGUAAUACAAUAGCAACUUUACCAGGAGUCGUAAGUCCCAUUAUAACGGGAUAUGUUGUUCAAAACAAGAGUGCAACAGAAUGGAGAACGGUAUUUAUUAUCGCUGGUACAGUUUAUCUCUUAGGUGCUGUAAUUUACGGUAUUUUUGCAUCCGGAGAGAAACAAAGCUGGGCUGACGAUACUUUGAAAAAGCAAAGCGUAAAAAAAGUUUACGAUAAUCCAGGAUUAGAAAUAGAUAGUUUAUAAUUAAUAAAGAUUUUAAUUGUGUAAAAAAUGAAUAUAAAUUAUUAUUAACACUAGGUUUAUUGAAAUUUCUUAUAUACCUGUCUAUCAACACAUGUGAAAUUGAUGCGUGAAGGAAAUCACAUAUUUUCUUUAAAAAAUAACUUAUAUUUCCAUUAACUUCAAUAUUAAAAGGCUAAGAAAAAAAUGAAUUUAUCUCAUUAAUUAAAUGAAUAAGAGUCACUACAUAUGAACAUAUGUAAAAUAAUAAAAGACAGGAAAGUAAACGGUUUUUGUAAUUUUCAUUGUGAAAUUUGAAAUGCGUCAAAAUGGCUUGUCUGUAUGUAAACCUAGUUUUAAUAAUGAUCGAAAUAAUCACACAUAAUAGAAUUAUAUGUUAAACAUAUUGACGAUGUUGUAUCAAUUAAAAUUAUAUAUUUGUA